Messenger RNA from Paramecium tetraurelia, 2790 nucleotides. RefSeq lists its product as uncharacterized. The transcript is spliced from 5 exons. Lineage: Eukaryota; Ciliophora; Oligohymenophorea; Peniculida; Parameciidae. The record is from RefSeq and is a predicted model, not a curated record. Gene Ontology annotation, biological process: potassium ion transmembrane transport; regulation of membrane potential. Gene Ontology annotation, molecular function: voltage-gated potassium channel activity.
AUGAAUAAUAAAUGUGAGUUAAUUAUCUAAGAGAAUGGACUAGAAAUAGAAAGAAGCCUUGAUCAUUCAAUCAUAAGAAGUCCUCAAGCAGAACAAUUAAUAAGUUCAUCAAAUAAAUAAACUUUGUUGAAAUUUGAUAGUUCAUUUGCUUAAGAAUCAUUCUAAAAAAGAAAGGACUCAUUGUCGUCUUAGAAUCUAUCAGAUAAGAAUUAAAUGAUUACUACAAUAGCUAGGUAAAAACAAUUUUCCAAAUUGCUAAUAUAUUGCCAUUCUAUGAAAUUUGCCAAUAGACUGAUUUCUCUCAUAAAACCAUGCUCGAAGUUUUCUAUUGAAUAAUUUAAUAUGAUUAAUGACAAGGCAUCGUUUUUUAAUAAUAACCUAUAAACUAAAAAAUAAACUACUAAACAUUUUGUUUAACAAAAUUUAAGAGCUAUUGAUUUUUAAUUUAGAUGGCGUUUAUAAUUGAGAAAGUUUAAAAAAAGAUUAUUUGAAUAUCUUCACUAUCAGUAUUAAUAAAUACCAUUAAUUGAACCUGAGAGUUAGAAGCUAUUUAUUUGGGAUAUAUUAUUGAAUAUAAUAAGAAUCUAUUUGAUUAUUUCCAUUCCAAUUAUUAUGGUAUUUUAAAAUCAGCAAUUAGAGUCUAAAAAUCGAAUAAUGAUUCUAUUUUCAAGUGUUCUACUUUUGCUUGAUCUAUUUCUAAGGUGUAUUACCAUUGUAUAUGAUAAAGGAUAUCCUGUCGAUAACCGCUAUCUGUUAAUUAAAAGACAAAUAAAAUUAAGCAAUUUAUUUGAAGUUUGUAGCAUUUUUAUUGGAAUCUAUUUGUCCAUUAUUUUUAAUGAUCCUGGAUUUAAUCACUCAAUUUUGGAUUAAAAUGGUUGGAUUAAAUUACUCUUAAUAUUAUUUUUGAUUCAAAUCAAGAAUGUAGUCAAAUUUAUGAACAAUAUCUAAUAUUAUUAUAAACCAAAUAAGGAAAUGUCAUCUGUUAUAGACCUGAUAAAAUUAGUAGGUUUAAUUUUGUUAAUCUAACAUUUAUGUUCAUGUGUAUGGUUGAUUAUCGGAAUUAAUUAAAUAUCGCAACAUCACUAAACUUGGAUUUAUAAGGUUUACCUUGAAAGUUGGGAAGUUCAAUAUUUGGAAGCAUUUUAUUUUAUGAGUGUCACCAUGUUUACUGUUGGAUACGGUGACAUUAAUCCCUAAAAUUCAUUAGAGAAAGUGUUUUGUAUUUGCUAUAUGUUUCUCUCUACUUUAUAAUUAUCUUAUUCAGUAAACACUAUAGGAGCCAUUCUUACUUUACUUAAAGAGAAGAAUGAGAUAUUCAGAUAGAAGAUGACGUGCAUGAAUGAAUUUUUAAAGGAUAAGAAUAUCAGUCAGUAAUUGCAAUAUAAGAUUAGAGAGUUCUGCACCUUCUAUUGGGAAUAAGACAUAAUCUAAAAGAAAAAUGAAUAGCAAUUAUUAAUUAAGGAGUUACCUGAUGAAUUAUAAUAUUAGCUUAAAUUAGAAUAGGCUAGAUAGCUUGUCAAUAAAUGCACAUUUUUUAAGCAACAUUUUGCAAAAUCCACUAUUUAAUACAUCAUUUAACGAGUUCAAUUUACUUCCUUCUAGCCAGGAACACUAAUUUAAAUUACUCCUUCUAACAAUGGAGUAUUCGUGAUUGAGAGAGGAAAUAUAGAAGUAAUAUACAAUAAAACCAAAAUCUCUGACUUAAAGGACUUUGAUCAAUUUGGAUUUCAAGAAUAUAUUAAUAAUCAAUAUAAUCUUGAUAUUACUUAUUAAACAACUACUUAUACCAGUGUUUUAUGUAUUCCAUAUUAAAUUUUAACAGAUGCCAUUAAAAAAAGCAAGAGUGACUUUGAAAAGAUUUAGAUCAAGAAAUAGAUAACUAAAUUUCAUUAUUGUUAUAUCUGCAAAAGCACAAAACAUUCUUUUGAAUCAUGCAAAUUAGUACAUUAUGUGGCUGAUAAAGAGAAAUCAAUUAAGACUUAUUUGCUGGUUGAUAAUCAACCCAGAAUUAAAGUUAAAAGAUCUAAUAGAUUAUAAAAAUUUCAGACCAUGAUUCAAUAAGAGAGUCUAGAAACUUCUUGCAAAUUAAUCUAAUAGGAGUUUGAAAAGGAAAUUGAACAAUAUUUCCCAGAACUCACUUAUGAAGCAUUAAUAAAGCCAUUAAAUUCUAGUCAAAAAAUAUUUGAGUCUCCAAAGGAUAAUGAAGUUUAUCGGCCAUAGAAAUAAAACUAUUUACUUGAAACUAUAAAAACUAGCUAAGGGAAAACUUAUGAUAAAUUCGGUAAUAAUCUCUCAUUAACUUUUCGUAAUAAUCAAGACAUCUCGCCAUUUAUCAAAGAACCUGAUAUAUUAAAGGACCUACAAUUAAAAAUGAUCAAUAUCCAAAAAUACCCAUAAAAAUAAUAAAUAGAAUUAUUCAUUUUAUACAAAACUCUUGAAAACUAGAGUUAAGCUGAUUUAGAAAUAGGCAAUUUUGAGAUUGUUAAGAAAUUCAGAAAAUUUGACAGACUUUGGAAUAUUAGUAAUGUUAUUGAAUAAUUAAAUUGCAAAUAUGAACAUUCAAGACUAUAUUUAGAUAUAAUCAAAAGACUAAGCAAAUACCUACUGUUCCCUCUUGACUUUAUUUAUCUUUUUAAGAAAGACUUACUGAAACAAAGAGCUGAAAGUUAUCAAAAUAGAAAAAUUAAAGAUUCUGAUGAUGAAAAAAGUGAUAAUAAAUUAAUAAGUCCAUUUAGAAAAUUUGAAAGAAGGAAAGCUCUAAUUUAUCCAAAAUCUCUUACUUUUAAAUGA